AUGCAUUUAACGUCCCUCCUCUUGCCGCUUGCUGUGGCAAUCAGUGUGUCGGCUGUAGCAGUUCCUGGACCAAUCGACCUCAUCCGCCGUGCCCACACAACAGGAACAGUAAUUACAAAAUGCUCAAAGCCUGGAGUGCUGGCUCUAGCCUUUGACGACGGUCCAUAUACUUACACAUCGGCCUUGGUUGACAAAUUGGAUGCUGCCGGGGCAAAAGGUACCUUCUUCUUUACAGGUACCCUUUAUGGGUGUAUCUAUAACCAGAGAGCCGCCGUAAAGAAAGCAUAUGACAACGGCCACCAGGUUUCUUCACAUACGUGGACUCAUGCAAAUCUUGCCAAUCUUGGCACCUCGCAGAUCCAAUCCGAAAUGACCAAGGUCGAGCAGGCAUUUGUCAACAUAUUCGGCAAGAAGCCAGCCUACAUGCGUCCUCCAAACCUGGCAACAAGCAGCAACAUGCUGUCAGUCAUGAGCCAGAUGGGAUAUUCUGUGAUUACGGACGACAUCGACGCCGGUGACUGGAAUCACCAAACUGCUCAGCAGAGCGAGCAGAAAUUCACACAGGCAGGGGCCAGCGGCAAUGGUCAUAUCCCGCUCAUGCACGAGACUUAUGAUUCAACGGUCAAUACACUGGUGCCGUGGCUCAUCAAUUGGGCCAAGAGCAACAAUCUCAAGAUUGUAACUGUCGCCGAGUGCCUCGACGACGCCGCGAACAUGUACCAGCCAGGUACCUUCACGGGCGAUGGGGCUACGAGCUGCUGA
Messenger RNA from Pestalotiopsis fici W106-1, 762 nucleotides. RefSeq lists its product as uncharacterized. NCBI's taxonomy places the organism in Eukaryota, Fungi, Ascomycota, Sordariomycetes, Amphisphaeriales, Sporocadaceae. Gene Ontology annotation, biological process: carbohydrate metabolic process. The coding region runs from base 1 to 762 and encodes 253 amino acids. The transcript has 5 exons. Gene Ontology annotation, molecular function: hydrolase activity, acting on carbon-nitrogen (but not peptide) bonds. The record is from RefSeq and is a predicted model, not a curated record.